Paramuricea clavata is the source of this 375-nucleotide messenger RNA. The record is from the annotation of a GenBank genome assembly. NCBI's taxonomy places the organism in Eukaryota, Metazoa, Cnidaria, Anthozoa, Malacalcyonacea, Plexauridae.
AUGGAAAGCAAAGAAAGCAAAGAAACCAAAAGGGAAAAAGAAAUCAAAAGCGAAAAAGAAAUAAAACCGAAUAAGUAUAAUUUUGAAGCAAAACAGCCAUUUGUUCCACCACAACUACUCCCCUUUGUACCGGAACCAGAAACACCAACACCAGAUGACCGGAUCCCUAUAGAAUAUGUGGACAUGUUUUUAACAGAUGACACGAUUGAGAACCUGGUGCUCGAGUCCAACAAGUAUGCUACUGAAAAGACAGGGUCGUGUCCCAACUUCACCAAAGCAGAGCUUCAGAAUUACUUUGGCAUAUAUUAUUUGAUGGGUAUUGUUCGACUUCCCAAGAUCGAUGACUACUGGAGGUCUGAUUUGCGGUAUGGGUAA